Messenger RNA from Megalopta genalis, 2350 nucleotides. RefSeq names its product transforming growth factor-beta-induced protein ig-h3. Lineage: Eukaryota; Metazoa; Arthropoda; Insecta; Hymenoptera; Halictidae. The record is from RefSeq and is a predicted model, not a curated record.
UGGUCGUGCUUAACUGCUUCCAUGACAGUCGAAUCUGUGUUUCGAUUCAUCACAGAUUACGAUUGUAAGCAGAUGUCAAAUGCAUCAAUUAAAUGCUUCGCGAAAAAUCAGAAAGAUAACAUCGAGACGAGUUUCAGCAGCCGCGUAAACGCAAGACUGGUGGGUGGGAGAACAUCCUAUAAGAUAUAAAUCGUCGCGGUUCGGAACGACGCGUAAAAAUCGUUCAUUUAACGAAACAAGUGUAUUUUCGCGGCUAAAUCAUGUCUUGCAAAAUUUUCAUAAAAAUAUUAACGCUAUCGGUGAUGUGCGCCGCGAUAUGCGCGGUUCGAAGAGUUCCGCGGUGGAAUAUUAAUAACACGCAAAGACAAGGAUCCAACAUAUGUGCCGUAGAGGCGAACGACGACAUAAAUUACACCUAUUACACCGAAAGCAAAGAGUGGAAUCCUCGACAAAUUUGUGGCAAGCCGACAUCCGUUAGAUACGAGUGCUGCGCAGGAUAUUACAGAGUCGCGGGCCAUCCUGGAUGCACAGGAGUGAAACCAUUGCUCGACGUAAUCGAGACUGCGAAACGCGUGGGCUCGACGAAAUUCGCAAGAUUGAUCGAGACAUCGAAUCUGGCAGAAAAAUUACGAGACGGUCCUUCCGUCACGAUCUUCGUUCCCUCCGAGGAAGCAUUCGACACGUACUUAAGAAUAAAAGGAAUUUUGCCGGAGUGGUUGCUGGACGGCAAUAACUACGUAAAUCUGAUCGCGAAUCAUAUAGCAGACAGGCGGAUACCGUCGAAUCAUUGGCAGGCGAAUCUUUUAGUUCCGUCGAGAUUGCAGGGAAACAUUUUGAGGCUCAAUAAAUUUUCCAACGGCAUGGAAACAGUAAAUUGUCAUAGAAUCGUUCGCAAAGAUCAAUUCGCUACGAACGGCGUCGUGCACGUGAUCGACGGAUUGCUGGAUCUCGCGUUGGCAGAAAAUUCGGACAUCGUUGAUCUAGCUGCGAAAGAUGGAAGAUUCGGAAUAUUUUUAAGAGCACUCGAGGACAGCGAAUUGGGCAACAGAGUCAGAUACAGCGACGUUCCGUGUACAAUUUUUGCGCCUACGGACGAAGCCUUCCAACGGAUUCCGGAACAGCAAUUCAAUCGCAUAAUGACCAAUCCUGACACGUUGACUGCGUUGAUCGCGCAUCAUAUCGUCGCGCAUCCCGUAUGUGUGCCGAACAUAAUUUCGGAGUAUCGCGCGACAACGAUUCUGCGAGAACAAGAAUUGACUCUGAGCUGCGGCCCGCGCGGGCCUAUCGUGGACCAAGCGAAUUUGAAGGCCGAAAUGUAUCAUGGGCAAAAUGGACUGCUGUAUAUCCUGGAUCGUGUGCUGCUUCCUGAUCGAGCGAAGACGAUUUUGGAUUUGGCGAAGGAGGAAGGAUUGUUCACAUUUCUAGCGAUAAUGAAGGUAGCUGGACUAGAAGAGAGUCUGAGGAGUUUGCAACAUUUCACGAUGUUCGCUCCCUCUGAGACAGCUAUGCACUCUUUAUCCGAGCAACAACUCGCGACGUUGCGGAGCAAUCAACGGAGCGCUCGAGACUUCGUACUAAAUCAUAUAGUCACAGGAACGUACUUCACCAACGAGAUGAGCAGCAAUCAAGUAGCCAGAACCAUCGAGGUAGGAAUACCUUUACGAUUGCAAGUGUAUCGAGGAGCAUAUGGUAUAGAGAACGCCCUCAUCGUGAAAGCUGAUAGAGGAUGCAGCGAUGGGAUUUUACACGUGAUUAGUCACGUGUUGCAUCCAGCGGAGGAAUCUUUGGACUAUAUACUGCGGAGGGAGGGCAAAUUUAGCAUUUGGUUAGAUGCGCUGGAAAGGAUUAAAGGUGUUCAGCCGGAUAUAUAUAAUAACUUCCACCAUGCUAAUUCUUCGUGCACGUAUUUCAUCCCCUCGGACGACGCAUUUAGACGACUGGGAAACGUUAAGCUUCGAACGUUGCUGGAAGAUAAUAAUUAUUUAACGAAGAUGGUGAAAAAUCAUAUUGUGGACAAUAUGAUGCUUUCUGAAAGUUUUAAGCCUAAUCUUCAGUAUACCGUGAAGACAAAGGAAAACGCAGUGAAUGUUAUGAGAACGAAUAAUAAGAUACUGGUAAACGAUGCAACGUUUGUAAAAUGUGACAUUUUGAACAAAGCGGGUGUAGCGCAUGAGAUAAACUCGGUAUUGCUACCUGAAAGUUGUUCUCGUGGAUAUAAGAGAACAAAAGACGGACAUGUGAAAAAAGUGUGCCUUUGAAAAAGGUGACAGAGAUUUGUGUAUAAUCUAUAAUCGCUUGAUAACAAAUCUGUAAGUAGAAAUAAUAAAAAUAGAGUUUGAGUAACAGCAGA